Molecule: messenger RNA, 1206 nt
Organism: Acromyrmex echinatior (Panamanian leafcutter ant)
Lineage: Eukaryota; Metazoa; Arthropoda; Insecta; Hymenoptera; Formicidae
Source: RefSeq, a predicted model, not a curated record
AUGAUAAGUAAAUUUAUCUUCGUUUGGUGCCUCUUGUAUUUAUAUUCCGAAGCUCACGCCGAACAUUUCUCACAAUAUUUCCAAGAAUCAUCUGACAAUACUCAAUGCAUUUUUGAUGUUCCUCGAAAGAUUUACAAUGUAACAGAUUUAUUACGAUGCAUGGAUGAACUCGCUAUCGGUCAUUUCGUUCAAAAUAAAGAUCAAUCAUUAAUUAUAGGACGAACAAGUCAAACGGAUUCGUCAGAUUACGAAGAAAAUUCUUAUGGAUUUCCUUAUGGAAAUAUAAUCUCAAAUUUACUUAAUAUUGCCCAAGUUCCAUCGGAUUAUAACAAUGUCCCAUUAGAUUUUAAUAUUGGAAAUUAUCAAUUAAAUACGCUGAUCAAUCCUCUCAAUCAAUUUGGUAGUCUUGGAGCAAAUAUCUUUAAUGCUAUGUCAUCAAUCUCUCGCUACGAUGAUCUGAAAUGCGUAUCGAGAAUACUCUGUGAAGUGGCGAGUGGAAAUCCUCCGGGAGAAUAUAAACAAGCGGAGAACAAUGAGCAAUAUUUAGAAGAAUCUGGAAGAAAUAUUUUCGCGCAGUGGCUCACUGGACUGGCACAAGCAUCUCCUAUAUUAAGUUUUGCUCGAGCUACCGUUUUGGGUUAUAGCAGUAAUGGAAAUCCAGCAAUGUGUUAUCGCGCAUUUCCGAGAUGUCCGCGUAAUCCCGACAAACUGUUGCAUUAUCUGAACAAUCAUAAUGGUGGAUUCUUUCAGUUCUUCAACAAAGGCGGACGUAAGAGAUAUUCUCAAUCAUCUUACGCUUUGCAAGGUAGAGAUAAUUCGGAACUUCGCGAAGAAAGAAGACGGAAUGCUCCGCCGCCGAAUAUUGCCGGAACGGAAGCUGAUCAUACUGGAACGGACAAGCUAAAGUUCGAUUUCUCCGUUUUGACAAAUCAAAAUCGCGGAAAAAGCUUCUUUCCAAGGGAAAAUACAUUGGAAAACUCGGGACGAAUGAUUUUCCCAGAUUAUGAGGAAUCGAAUGGUCGCCCAUUGAAAAGUAGAAUUUCUAAAUCCCUGUCAGACUUACGAGACUUUGAUGUAAAUACAUUUCCACGAGACUCUCCACUGGUUUUCCCUCAGGAUUCGAAGGCUCAAGCUGUUCACGUUUUACGUUUUAUUCCUGAAUCUUCGGACUUGGUAUCUCACAAUACAUUUCAGUUUCCACAUUAA